Messenger RNA from Ahaetulla prasina, 7971 nucleotides. RefSeq names its product gastrula zinc finger protein XlCGF57.1-like. The record is from RefSeq and is a predicted model, not a curated record. The transcript is spliced from 3 exons. Gene Ontology annotation, molecular function: RNA polymerase II cis-regulatory region sequence-specific DNA binding; DNA-binding transcription activator activity, RNA polymerase II-specific. Gene Ontology annotation, biological process: regulation of transcription by RNA polymerase II. The coding region runs from base 132 to 2144 and encodes 670 amino acids. NCBI's taxonomy places the organism in Eukaryota, Metazoa, Chordata, Lepidosauria, Squamata, Colubridae. Gene Ontology annotation, cellular component: nucleus.
CCACCCAUCCCGGCUUCGCUUUUCUAUGGAAGCUGAGCAGUUGUGGAGAGAGCAGCAUUGAGAAGCGCAGCUGCUGCCCCCGUAGCUGACUUGCCAGAUAUAUUGCUUAGUGAGUGAUCUCUUCGUUCCAGAUGCCCAAUUCACUUCCUUUCUGGGUUUCCAAACGUUACAGGAACAUGGAAACUUCUGCCGUGGACCCAUUCCCAAAAGAAGGAAUAUCACAGGAAAGCCAUGUAGCUUCAGCUGGAAGGACCCACAAUAGUAUCCCCUUCCAGAAUGUGGCUGAGGAACAUGGGCAGGGGUGGAUCAGAAGAAACAAUAGAGAGGUGUCACAACCUGUGCUGGAGAAGAGUUGCACGUGCCAAGAUGUAAAAGACACUUUUGGAAAUUCAGGGGUAAUGAAGGAAAAUGGAAACCCAACUGGUGAAAGGAAUGAAUCAUUUGCUAAUUUGGACCUUGGCGUCCAUGAAAUUUCAGUCCACCCAGACCUUCCAAAAGAAGGGGAAAACCACAAGGCUCCUUCACGUGUAGAAAGUUGGGAUGAAACGUUGGAUAGGAACCUGCGCUGGAAAACCCACCCAGGAGAGAAGCCGUUUCAAUGUCUUGAAUGCGGGAAGAGUUUUAGCAGGAGCUCCGAACUGAUUAGGCAUAAAAGGGUUCAUACGGGAGAGAAACCCUAUGAAUGCCCCGAGUGCGGAAAAAGCUUCAGUCAAAACAGAAACCUUGCUUCCCAUCAAAGGAGCCACACGGGAGAGAAACCUUACAAAUGCUUGGAGUGCGGGAAGUGUUUCAGUAACAGCGGCAUUCUCACUUCCCACCAGAGAAGCCACACCGGAGAGAAACCCUAUCAAUGUUUAGAGUGCGGGAAGUGCUUCAGUCAAAGCGGCAUUCUCACGGCGCACCAAGCAAUGCACACGGGGCAAAAGCCGUUUCCGUGCCUGGAGUGCGGGAAGAGGUUUCGCCAGCUCAUACACCUUACCUCUCACGAGAGAAUCCACACGGGAGAGAAACCCUUCCGGUGCCCGGAGUGCGGGAAGAGUUUCCGUCAACAUAUACAUCUGGCUUCUCAUCAAAGAACCCACACGGGAGAGAAACCUUUUCGGUGCCCGGAGUGCGGGAAGAGCUUUAGCCAGAGUUCACACCUGAUUCGGCACGAAAGAACCCACACGGGAGAGAAACCGUUUAAAUGCCUCUCGUGCGAAAAGAACUUCGGUCACAGCUCCGAACUGGUUCGACACGAAAGAACUCACACGGGGGAGAAGCCCUUUAAAUGUCCCGAAUGCGAGAAAAGCUUCAGUCGCAGCUCUGAACUUAUUCGGCAUAAAAGAAUCCACACUGGAGAGAAACCCUAUAAAUGCUUGGAAUGCGACAAGAGCUUCAUCGAUAGCACAAACCUUAUUAGGCACCAGAUAAGCCACACGGGGGAGAAACCGUACAAGUGUCCAGAGUGCGGGAAAUGUUUCAGUCAGAGCAGAAGCCUGACGGCGCAUCGACGGAUUCACACGGGCGAGAAACCCUUUAAAUGCCAGGAGUGUGGGAAAUGCUUCAGUCAGAGUGGGAUCCUUACCGCGCAUCAAGCCAUGCACACGGGGCAGAAACCUUUCAAAUGCCUGGAGUGCGGGAAGAGGUUCCGUCAGCACAUCCACCUGACCUCCCACCGAAGAAUCCACACGGGCGAGAAGCCGUUUAAAUGCCCGGAUUGCGGACGGAGCUUCCGUCAACACAUACACCUCACCUCUCACAAAAGGAUUCACACCGGGGAGAAACCUUUCCAGUGCCAGGAAUGUGGCAAGAGUUUUAGUCACAACUCCAUCCUUAUUUCUCACGUGAGAACCCACACCGGAGACAAACCUUACAAAUGCUUGGAGUGUGGAAAAAGCUUCACUUGGAGCACCCUCCUGAUUAGACACGAACGGACUCACACCGGGGAGAAACCCUUUAAAUGCCAAGAGUGUGGCAAGGGCUUUAGUGAGGGCUCACUACUUAGCAAGCACGAGCGGCGUCACGCUGGGGAAAAACCCUUCAAAUGUUUGGCGUGUGGAAAGAACUUUUUUUCUAGCACGCUUCUUAUUCGACAUCAGAGGACUCACACCGGGGGGAAACCGCUGGAUAUUUGGAGUGUGGGAAACGCAUCAAUUGUUUGAGACAAAAGAAUUUGAAGAGGAGAAAAUUCUUAGCCGUGAUCAGAAUGGGACAAAAGUUGUCACGCCCUCAGUCCAGCAAUUAUUUACCAAAAAUUUGCUGAGUAAGGCACCAUAAUUAUUCUUUUCAUGGAAUAAGAGUUUUUGACUUAGCACCGUAUCGUCAUCAGGAAAUGAUGAAGGGGCAAUGUGAAGCAGAAGUGCACAAAGCAAGGCAGGAUAGCCAUAUAUUUCUCGGAAACUAAACCAUCAUAAAUCCAUCAUCUUUAUGCUCUUGACUUCCUCGAGAAGAAUGAAAUUGAAGAAACUCACUAAUUUAAUGUUUAUGGUUUAAGUACGUUUCUUAGUCACUUCAGCGAAGGUUCUUUAGGUCAGUAUUUUACAAUCUUAGCAACUUUAAAAUGUCUGGAGUCCAACUCCCAGAAUUAGCCAAGCUGGGGAAAUCUGGGGGUUGGAAUUGUUGAAAGAAAAGUUCCAGGUCCAGUUCCAAGCCGGGAAUAAAAUGGAGGCUGACUGGAAAGAAAGUUGGUUUAUUGAUGAACAGAACCACCAACAUGUGAUACUGGGACAGUUGACAAAAUGGAGCUAAGAGUGGGUGGGUUUUAUACCUUCUGUAUUCCUACAGAGUCAUGUAGGGGUCCUGGCUGGCUCUAGAGGCAAAAGGGGAAAUGCAAAUCCUAGAUGUUUGUGCUAAUUUUGUCAACCUUUGGCUUGAUUGUGUUGCUUAUUGUGUUGCUUAUCUGAAGUUACUGCCUGAUCCAGUCUUUCUGAAUGGAUUACCAAAUUUGCAUUUCUAAAAGCUGGCCUCCUCAGUUUCUGCUUGGGGAAGGGAGACUGAUGCUGGUUUCGGCCUCCCUUAACAUUUUUUUUCUCCAUUUCUCCUUUAGGGGAAAUAUUCUAUCCUACCUUUUUAAUAUUCCCCAAGAUAUUUCAUUCUUCAGUGAGCGGGAACUUCCCACACAGUCCAGAUGUUAGAGUUCCGAAGAAUGCCCUAAUUAAUUCAUGAGCCUCGAGCCAAGUUUCAAAAGAAAUCCAUUUAUUAGGAGCAACAUGUUGGCAUGUAUCCAAGCAGAGUCAGCCCUACGUAAUUUACGGCCUCACUAUGACCCUGUUUCCCCCCUCCUCCGUGAGUGUGUCAUAAAUCACAUUCUCCAACGGAGCACUUUCGCGGGCUGUAGAAAACAUGCCUCUCUGGCUGGCUCUGGUAACCUAGGAUACAAUCUGGAGAAAGGUAUGCAUGGAAUGUGCUUCUGGCAGCCAAGCUGCUCCAUUAGUUCUCCCCCCUCCUGUCUAUGGCAACUUGAGAGCAGGUCUGGAAUCCUUUACGAGCUGAUAUCAGACAUCUUAAAGUUGUUAGAGUGAACAUGUGUGAUUCAACACUUUUCUGCACUGCUUCUCCUUGUAUGGGGGAAGGCACUCCUUGGCAUUUCUGUUUAUUUUCCUGUUUUUCAAAUUCAUUUUGAAAAGUAUAAGGCCAGCGGCUCCCAACCUUUUGGGCACCAGGGACCGAUUCUGCGAAGAGAGGUUUUCCGCAGACCGGAGGGGGCAUGGUUACAUGUGCUGCCUGCAUCUCAUGGAUGGGGCUUCAUUUGUUUUGCGCAGACCAGUUUCUGGCAUGCUGCGAACUGGGGGCGAUCCAGUUGGGGACCCCUGUGUUGGAAGAAAUGUCCCAUCUGGGUUCAGUUCCAAGCGGGGAGAAAGAUACUGGAAACAUGGAGGCUGUUUGGAAAGAUGGUUUAACGGUAGACAGGACCACAUGGUUUGAGGUCCUGGGCAAUUGAGCACAUGGGUGGGAGAGAGAAAGAGAUUCAUACCCUUUCUUGGGCUUUGAACUUGCUUCCUGUUCCUGUGAAAGAAAUGCAUUCUGAUUGGUUGUCAGUCUCCCACGGGGCUAUGCAGGGGGAGUUUGUAGGUUGUCUUGAGUCCCAGGCUUGGUUGAAUCUUGAUGGGUAAUGUAAUGAAGGGACUUUGGGCAAUUUCUAUUAUGGCUUAAUGGCUUUGUCCUGGUUUGGAUCUUGAGGGAGGGCUAAUCCUAUCAUGUCCUGAGGAUGAAGGAUUUUGUUUUGUAGAUAAGCUGGCCCAGCCUUUUGUCUUGUAGAUAGGUUGGCACCAGUCUUUCUGGGGCCAUUAACAAAGGUGAGGGCUGCUUCCAAGAGCAUGUUUCUCCUUUUCUCAUCCAGGGAGGUAUAAUAUUCUGCCUUUUUAAAAUUUCCUAGAAUAUUUCAUUCUUCUAGGAGAGGGGUGGGUGUGGGUGUUAACUUCCUACACUUACAUUAGGCAAUACUCAAGGGCCUAGUUGCUGUUCAUGUCCUAAAAUGGAAAACCAAUCUUCAUUUAUCAAAGCGAAAGGACCACUACAGUUAUUGUAAGCCAAACUUUUUCUACAUAGGAGAUGACUUAUGCAUGCUUAAGUGUUGUGAAGGCUGCUCAUAAGCUAAGUCCCAGCUAGGUAAGGGUUAAACAUAGGUUUUGGGGAAAUAGGGAGGUUGCACCAAUAGAGAAGUCAUGAGAACAUCUGUCGUCAUGACAACAAAUAUUGUCAUGGUAGCACCAGUGGGAAAGUGAGAGACAGCCAUUUUUGGUCUUUUUCUAAGAGCGUGACUCCAUCCAUCUGAUAUUACUGCCAUCUUGUGGCCGUAUUGCAUAAUAGCACCCAGGCAUCCUUAACAUUGCUCAUCUGUCAUCAACAUGUGAAACUAUUUGAACGAAGACAAAGAAAAUGCAGCCAUUUUGACAAGUAGUCCUCGACUUAUAACAGUUCAUUUAGUGACCAAUCGAAAUUACAGUUGAAAUUGCACUGAAAAAAAUGAUUUAUGACUGUUUUUUUCACACUUACAACCAUUGUAGCAUCCCCAUGGCUGCAUGACUAAACUUGGCGACUGACUCUUACUUAUGACAGUCACGGUGUCCCAGGUUCCUGUGAUCCCCUUUUGCGACCUUUUGACAAUGGGGAAACCGGAUUCAUUUCACAACCAUGUUACUAACUGAGCAAUGGCGGUGAUUCACUUAACAACUGCGGCAGGAAAGGUUGCAAAACUCGCUUAGCAAAUGUUUCACUUAGCUUAACUGUGGUGAUUUGCUUAACAACUGUGGCAAAAAAAGGUUGCUGAAAUGGGACAACAUUCCCUGUGCUUGGUGUCUUGCUUAGUGACAAAAAUGUUGGGUUCAGUUGAGGUCGUAAGUUGAGGACAAAUUUUCAUUGUGGCCAGCUAGGAAACUUCAUCUCAAAAAGGAGCAUUUUGAGGGGGAGGACACAAAGCUGUAAAGCUUCUCCUCGUCACAGAAAUGUACCUAGAUAAGUCAGUAGCUGUAUUUGGGUAAUCAGUUUAAUAAAAAUUUUAUUUUAUUAAGUUUAAUAAAAUAUCAAGUUUUAUAUAUUAAUAUUAAUAUCAAGUUUAAUAAAAAGAAGGACUAGGGGAGACAUGAUAGCAGUGUUCCAAUAUCUCAGGGGUUGCCACAAAGAAGAGGGAGUCAAGCUUUUCUCCAAAGCACCUGAGGGUAGAACAAGAAGCAAUGGGUGGAAACUGAUCAAGGAAAGAAGCAACUUAGAACUAAGGAGAAAUUUCCUGACAGUUAGAACAAUUAAUAAUAGAAUAGAAUAGAAUUUUAUUGGCCAAGUGUGAUUGGACGCACAAGGAAUUUGUCUUGGUGCAUAUGCUCUCAGUGUACAUAAAAGAAAAGAUACAUUCAUCAAUAAGUGGAACAACUUGCCUGCAGAAGUUGUAAAUGCUCCAACACUGGAAAUUUUAAAGAAAAUGUUGGAUAACCAUCUGACUGAGAUGGUGUAGGGUUUCCUGCCUGGGCAGGGGGUUGGACUAGAAGGCCUGCAAGGUCCUUUCCAACUCUGUUGUUGUUAUAUUGUUAUAUUGUUAUAUGUCUCUGAAUUUUAUGUAACAGAAUACCAGAGUUGAAAGGGAUUGAAUUGACGAUUGCAGAUGUCUUUGGCAUUAGAUUAAACCAAGACGUUGGGUCAUAUCUUUAACUGCUCGGCAUAUGGUUUAUAUAUUUUAAAAAGUCCGUAAGUUGUUUUCGAGACCAGCAUUUAAAUAUCGCCUGCCUUCUGCACUUUGAAUGGAAAAUAAUAAUAGGUAAGGUCAAAAUAGGAAACUAAGUAGUCCUUUACUUACAGUCAUUCAUUUAAUGAUCAACACCACUGAAAAAAAGGUGACUUACAAUCUGUUCUCGCGCUUCAGGCCAUGGCAGCAUUUCCAUGGUCAUAUGAUCAAAAUGAUCUGUAGACAGUUGCACCAACCGGGGUCACAUGAUUGACAUUUGUAGUCUUCCCAGGGGACUUCCAACAAGCGAAAUCAGUGAGGGAAGCUGGAUUUACUUAAUGACCAUUGCAAAAAAUGUUGUUAAAAUGGGCGCGACUUAAGGACUGCUACAAUUAGCGCAGAGGUUCCGAUCCCAAUUGUAGUUCUAAAUCUAAGACUACCUACAACUGCAUUCGAAGUCCACACCUUGAAUUGUUAGGGAUAAUAUUCAAGGCGAUGCACGGAACAUCGUUGCCGUGGUGGCGCAGCGGUUAGAAUGCAGCCUUGCAGGCUAACUCUGCCCACUGCCAGCAGUUCGAUCCUGCAUUCUAACCCCUGCGCCACGUCAGCCCAUUCUCCCCAACAUGCAUUCUAAGGACGGAAGGCUGAGUCAGCCUGGUGAUGAUCAAACUCCUUUUCAUUCAACAAUGUACAGCUAAAUGCGGAGCAGGAAAAGUCAGUUUUGAGUUCCCUGGCUGGGACAUAUUUGUGCAGGUCUUUUUGGCAGCAGUGCAGAAGUAGUUUUCCAUUGCCGUCUUCUGGGAUGGAUGGAUGGAUGUUAAGUCUAGUCUGCAGUCCUAUUCCUGUAAUCUCCUACUGGGGCUUAAUUUAUUACUUCUUGUUAAAUAUAGUGAGUGCUAAAUACAGGGGUGGGCUUCAGAUCCUUUAGCAACAGGUUCGCUGCCCCGUUGCUGGGUGGGCGUGGCCAUGGUUGGCGUGGCCUAGUCGGCCACCUGCACCACGGUGGAGGCUCCGGAGGUUUUUCUCAAGCCUCCAGGAGGGUGCAGACUGCUUCCUCCAGGGUCCAGAGGCCCUCCGGAAACCGGAAACACAUCCAUUCCUGGACUUCCAGAACCUCCAGUAGGGCCGUUUUUUGCUCUCCCAGACUCUCUACGCGGCCCCUGCACUUACCUGGAAUGAUGAACGGUCUGCGUAGAGAUUCCUGGGAGGGGCAAAGAGGGAUGGGAGGGGCCAUCCAGGAGUGACAUUUCGGGGUUUGCCGAACCCUGGCGAUCCUUGGCUAGAGGAUUGCCCAAACCCUGCUGAAUCCACAGCAGCCCACCCCUGGCUAAAUAUAAUAUAUCCAUGGUGGCACAGAGGUCAGAAUGCAGUAUUGCAGAUUAACUCUGCCCACUGCCAACAGUUCGAUUCCGACCAGCUCAAGGUUGACUCAGCCUUCCGUCCUUCUGAGGUCGGUAAAAUGAGGACCCAGAUUGUUGGGGGCAAACCGCUUAGAGAGGGCUGUAAAGAAUUGUGAAGCAAUCUAUAAGUCUAAGUGCUAUUGCUACCUUGCCUCCGCCAUGUCAACUUGGCCCCAACCUUGUUGGCCUUUAAGAAGUCCCUGAGGACAUGGCUGUUCCAUCAGGCCAUGGUUUGUGAAGACCUUGCAUGGUGAUUGCAUUGUUUGUGAAGUCUGGAUGGCAUUCUUCUGUGCUUUUAUGUUUCCAAUUUACUGCUCGAAUUAUUUUUAUAUAUAUAUGUUUGGGGUUUUUUUGCCAUUUUUAACUUGUAAGCUGCUCAGAUUCAUCCUACUGAGAUGGGUGGCUAUAAAAAUUUCAAAAAAUAAAGCAAGCAUG